GGCACGAAGAGAGUCACCAAGGUGAAUUCGCCGCAACUGGAGCGCAAGAGAGCCAACGACAGGAAGGUCCAACGAGCUAGGCGGACGAAGACAAAGGAACACAUCGGGAGACUCGAGCGAGAGAUUGCGGUGCUCAAGGGCAAGGGCAGUCGCGAGAGGAUCGUCCAGGAGCCCCUGCGGAAGAACCGGGCCUUGGAAGACGAACUAUUUCGGUGCAAGGAAACUAUGAGACAGGCAUUAAGGCCUCCUAGCCCGGCUCAGGGAACGAGUUUCCCGCCGUGA
This is a messenger RNA of Microdochium trichocladiopsis, 282 nucleotides long. RefSeq lists its product as uncharacterized. The annotation marks the transcript as partial. The transcript has a single exon. NCBI's taxonomy places the organism in Eukaryota, Fungi, Ascomycota, Sordariomycetes, Xylariales, Microdochiaceae. The record is from RefSeq and is a predicted model, not a curated record.